AUGCACUCCUCGCGGCACUCACUCCGGCUGGCGAGAUGCUGCCGCCUCCAUCAGCUUGGUCGCAAUGCUGGUCCCGGUUUCGCUCAGCACAGCCGGCGUUUCUCCCAGCAAUCAAAGCCUACCUCGGGCCUCGAGAAGGUGAUCAAGCUGUCUGAUGAGAUCGCCGACGCUGUCGCGACCAACAAGCCCAUCGUCGCGCUCGAGUCCACCAUCUACACUCAUGGUGCCCUGGGCAGCGAGCUGCCCGCGUUCCUCGAGUCGGUGGUUCGCGAUAAUGGCGCGAUUCCCGCGACCAUCGGCGUUCUGGACGGUGUGCCGGUGGUGGGCCUGACGCCCGCAGAGAUCGAGAGGAUGGUCAAUGAAGGCGCCAAGAAGCUAUCGAGAAGGGACCUCUCGUAUGUCCUGGGAAUGGGCAUGACAGGCCGCAAAUUGCACGGAGGCACCACCAUCUCAGGAACCAUGGUCCUGGCCCGCGCGGCCGGCAUCCGCGUCUUCGGCACGGGCGGGCUGGGCGGCGUCCACCGCGGCGGCGAGAACUCGAUGGACGUGUCGGCCGACCUCACCGAGCUGGGGCGGACCCGCGUGGCCGUCGUCAGCUCCGGCUGCAAGGGCUUCCUCGACAUCGCGCGCACGCUCGAGUACCUCGAGACGCAGGGUGUCCUCGUGGCCACGUUCGCCGACGGCAGGACGGGCAAUGUCGACUUCCCCGCCUUCUGGGCGCGGGAGAGCGGCAUCAAGAGCCCGUUUGUGGUGCAGAACGAGACGGAGGCCGCGGCGAUGAUCCUCGCGCAGGAGCAGCUGGGCAUUGAGACCGGCCUCCUGUUUCCCAAUCCCAUUCCAGAGGAGCACUCGAUCUCGCGCGAGGAGAUGGACAAGGUCAUUGAUACAGCCGUCCGUGAAGCCAACGAGCAAGGCGCAACGGGAGCCUUGAACACGCCGUUCAUCCUGAAGCGAAUCAAGGAGUUGACGGACGGCAGGAGCGGACCCGCGAACAAGAUUCUAGUCGAGGAGAACGUUGCGCGCGCUGCGAGGGUCGCCGCCGAGGUCAGCAGGCUACAGGCAGGCGGGAGCGCGGCAGGCAACUUCCAGUAA
Phaeoacremonium minimum UCRPA7 is the source of this 1092-nucleotide messenger RNA. RefSeq lists its product as hypothetical. The transcript has 2 exons. The record is from RefSeq and is a predicted model, not a curated record. Bases 1 to 1092 code for a protein of 363 amino acids. NCBI's taxonomy places the organism in Eukaryota, Fungi, Ascomycota, Sordariomycetes, Togniniales, Togniniaceae. Gene Ontology annotation, molecular function: pseudouridylate synthase activity.